CGUACCAAGUUACGGCAGCAGCAACAUCGCAUUUCCAUUCCCUAGCUCAUCAUACUCUCCCCAAAACACCAUAAAACACAUAAAAUUUAAGCCUUUUUCCCAUUAAGCAAAAAGUUCAAAUUAUAGUUAAAAUUCCUACUCCAUAUCCAUUAAACCCUUUGCUCAACCCUUAGCUUCGCUUUCUUCAUUUCUCCUCUGUUUUGGCCCUCGAAAUCCCUGUUUCCGCUAUGUCGGACGAAGAGAGAGAAGAGAAGGAGUUGGAUCUUACUUCAGCUGAAGUUGUCACCAAGUAUAAGAGUGCUGCCGAAAUUGUUAACAAGGCGUUGCGAUUGGUGAUAUCAGAAUGCAAACCGAAAGCUAAGGUCGUAGAUAUAUGUGAAAAAGGCGACGACUUUAUCCGAGAGCAAACUGGGAAAAUGUACAAAAAUGUUAAGAAGAAAAUUGAGAGAGGCGUGGCUUUUCCCACUUGCAUUUCUAUAAACAAUACAGUUUGUCACUUCUCUCCGCUUGCCAGUGAUGAGACUGUGUUAGAAGAAGGUGAUAUAGUAAAGAUCGACAUGGGGUGUCAUAUAGAUGGUUUUAUUGCUGUUGUGGCGCAUACUCAUGUUCUCCAAGAAGGGCCAGUGACAGGUAGAGCAGCAGAUGUUAUUGCUGCGGCCAACACUGCUGCUGAAGUUGCUUUGAGACUUGUGAGACCUGGGAGGAAGAACAAAGAAGUGACAGAUGCUAUUCAGAAGGUUGCCGCUGCUUAUGACUGCAAGAUUGUUGAAGGUGUUCUAAGCCAUCAGCUGAAGCAGUUUGUGAUAGAUGGAAACAAAGUUGUGCUAAGUGUGUCAAGUCCCGAAACCAGAGUCGAUGAUACAGAGUUUGAGGAAAAUGAAGUGUAUGCAGUUGAUAUAGUUACAAGUACCGGUGAAGGCAAGCCUAAGCUGUUGGAUGAGCGGCAAACAACUAUAUAUAAGAGAGCUGUGGACAAAAAUUAUCACUUGAAGAUGAAAACUUCAAGGUUCAUCUUCAGUGAAAUUAGUCAGAAAUUUCCCAUCAUGCCAUUCUCUGCAAGGGCGUUGGAAGAGAAGAAGGCUCGGCUAGGAUUAGUGGAAUGUGUCAACCACGAUCUUUUGCAGCCAUAUCCUGUUCUUUUUGAUAAACCUGGUGACUUGGUUGCCCAUAUAAAAUUUACAGUUCUCUUGAUGCCAAAUGGAUCGGACAGGAUUACUUCCCAUCCUUUGCAGGAGGUGCAACCAACAAAGACUGUUGAUAAUGAUCCAGAGAUCAAAUCCUGGCUAUCUCUUGGAAUAAAGACAAAGAAGAAAGGUGGUGGGAAGAAAAAGAAAGGUAAAAAAGGUGACCAAAUAGAGUCAGACCGAAGCUGAGCCCAUGGAUGCAGAUAAUGUUGCAUCUCAACAAUGAGAUUUUUAGGCGGUGCCGGCUCAAACUUUAUUUGUGGCCAGAGAAAGAAAAAAUGAGUGCCUUUUUAUACUUUAGUAUUUUUCUAAACAUAAUGUUAAUUAAUUUUUUAUGUUAAUAGUAUAAUUUUGUUUAUAUUGGUUUUUCUUGCUUUAUUUUCAAUAAAGGGUGCUCAUUGUUACUCCAUUUUUUCCCCCCUCCUUGUAUGAUGGUAUAUAUUCUUGUAAGAAAUAAAAAUGAAGAAUGCAAUGUUUGAUAUA
Molecule: messenger RNA, 1667 nt
Organism: Ziziphus jujuba (common jujube)
Lineage: Eukaryota; Viridiplantae; Streptophyta; Magnoliopsida; Rosales; Rhamnaceae
Product: ERBB-3 BINDING PROTEIN 1
Exons: 10
Coding region: 228-1373 (381 amino acids)
Source: RefSeq, a predicted model, not a curated record